Molecule: messenger RNA, 1668 nt
Organism: Eutrema salsugineum
Lineage: Eukaryota; Viridiplantae; Streptophyta; Magnoliopsida; Brassicales; Brassicaceae
Product: cyclin-A1-1
Exons: 10
Coding region: 84-1547 (487 amino acids)
Biological process (GO): mitotic cell cycle phase transition; regulation of cyclin-dependent protein serine/threonine kinase activity
Cellular component (GO): nucleus; cyclin-dependent protein kinase holoenzyme complex; cytoplasm
Molecular function (GO): cyclin-dependent protein serine/threonine kinase regulator activity
Source: RefSeq, a predicted model, not a curated record
GCCAAUAAAACUCAAUUUUCCUUUCGCAGAUUAUCAUUUCUCAGGGAUUCUCGGAGAGAUUUGAGAUUUACCUUAAGCAAAAAAUGUCGAGCACUCAUCAGAAUCGGCGGACUUCGUUUUCCUCGUCGACUAAAUCGUCCAUGGCAAAGCGUCACGCACUGUCUUCUUCGUCGGAAACCUCUGUGAAACCGAGCUCUAACAUUACGGUUAUGGCGGAUCCACGGUUGACGAAGAAACGAGCCCCACUUGGUAACAUCACAAAUCAAAAGAACGGUUCACGAAUCCCAAAUUCAUCUUCUGAUUUGGCACAUUGCUCGAACAAGUCUGCGAAAUUGAAGUUAGCACCAACACAACCUGUUUGCGUAAAUUCCGGUUUAUCAAGCAAUGUCUUACCUCUGCAACAAAGUGUAAAGCCAAGCGUCGCUCCUACCAAAGUUACUUCCUUUCCCUAUGAACAUAAAGCGGCUUCUCCAAGCAAAUCUGAUGACGAAUCAGUCUCAAUGGACGAGACAGUGUCUACAUGUGAUUCCUACAAGAGCCCUCAAGUAGAGUAUAUCGACAAUGAAGAAAUCUCGGCUGUAGUUUCCAUUGAAAGGAAAGCAUUGAGUAAUCUCUACAUAACGCCGAGCUCAGAGACAACUGGUAACUAUUGCAGAAGAGAUGUACUGUCAGAUAUGGAAACGGAUAAUCCUAAGUUUGUCAACAUUGACAACAAUGAUGCGGAUCCGCAGCUGUGUGCAACAUUUGCUUGUGACAUCUAUAAGCAUCUUCGUGCCGCUGAGGCGAAAAAGCGGCCUGCCAUUGACUUCAUGGAGAGAGUUCAGAAAGAUGUAAACCCUAGCAUGCGAGGAAUACUAGUUGAUUGGCUUGUUGAGGUAUCAGAAGAGUACAGGCUUGUACCAGAGACGUUGUAUCUGACAGUGAACUACAUUGAUAGAUACUUAUCUGGGAACGUGAUCAGUAGGCAGAGACUUCAGUUGCUUGGUGUGGCGUGUAUGAUGAUAGCAGCAAAAUAUGAAGAGAUAUGUGCACCACAGGUUGAGGAAUUCUGCUACAUCACAGACAAUACAUAUCUCAAGGAUGAGGUUCUUGACAUGGAAUCUGCUGUUCUGAAUUUCUUGAAGUUUGAAAUGACAGCACCAACAACCAAAUGCUUUCUAAGACGCUUUGUUCGUGCUGCUCAUGGGGUUCAUGAAGCUCCAUUGAUGCAGCUAGAAUGUAUGGCGAACUACAUCGCAGAACUAUCGCUCUUGGAGUACACAAUGCUCUCUCAUUCUCCUUCGCUGGUCGCUGCUUCCGCUAUUUUCUUGGCUAAAUACAUUCUAGACCCAACAAGACGACCAUGGAAUUCGACAUUGCAGCAUUACACGCAGUAUAGAGCUAUGGAACUGAGAGGAUGUGUCAAGGAUCUUCAACGAUUGUGUAGUAACGCUCAUGUCUCUACUCUUCCUGCUGUAAGAGAGAAGUAUAGUCAACACAAAUACAAGUUUGUGGCAAAGAAGUUUUGUCCAUCCAUAAUCCCACAAGAGUUCUUCAACAACAGCUAAAAUCCCCUCAAUUAACUUUAUUCCAAUGUUGCGUUGGAUUUUGAUUGUCUGAUUUGUAAAUGAUUCUGCUGUUGUUGGCCAUUUAUUAAAAAAUUAGUUAUCUAUGAUCCCACUUCGAAAA